Rotaria sordida is the source of this 1068-nucleotide messenger RNA. Lineage: Eukaryota; Metazoa; Rotifera; Eurotatoria; Philodinida; Philodinidae. The record is from the annotation of a GenBank genome assembly.
AUGACGAACGCGACAACAACAACCUCUACAACCAAUGCUACAGCUAUGGGUAAUGGAAAUAAAAAAGCACAUGCGAAUUCGUUAUCGGCUGACGACUUACACAAAUAUUCUACAAAACCAACUACUAGAGAUGUAUCAAAAUGGUCAUCACUUGAAGUCCAACAUUGGAUCAGACACCAAUGUAAAAAAUUCGAAUUAAAUAAGGCUAUAACUGAACAGUUCGAACUGAAUGGUCAAGCUCUAAUGUUACUUAGCAAACAUGAUUUUAUUAGACGUGCACCAAAUGGAGGAGAAGUACUCUACUAUGCAUUACAACGACUCAUUAAUCCAAAUAAAGAAACAAAUUCAGCUGGUAAUAAUGCCAGUACAUUACGAGCUGAAUUAUCCGAUCAACAAUCUCGGAUAGUGGAAGUUAACAAUGAUCAGGACACAGUCUAUGAUACAGCAGAUUCAUCAUCAACAAGGCCUAUUGUCGAAGAACCUGAUGAUCCACCAUUACUUCGAAAAUCACAAUCAGCUACAAAUCAUGAUGCUGACCAACAUGACCAUAAUAAUCAUCGAUACUUUUAUAGUCAAGGAAAUUUUCGUCCAACUGUUUUUGCCAUGCCUGCCGGUGCAGCUGCCGCUUAUUUUCAACAACAACAACAGCAGCGAUUUCCAAAUGGUUUUAUGUAUGCACAUCCUCCUCCACAUUACCAUGUGCAUCCUCCACCAAUUAUUCAUCCACAUCUAUUACCACAAUAUUAUCCAAUGAUGUCUGCUCAAGGAAUUCUAGUCGAAAUAAUGGAUGAUGCAGAGCCUGAUGCUUUCAUUCCAAAUGGACCAAUGAAUGGUGGUGCUUCAGAUCCGGGACUCUUUAUGGUUACAAUUAGUGGACAACGAUAUAUCAUGAACGAAGCACAAGUCAUGCAAUUGGUUGGUGAAGUUUAUCAACAACAAGGUUAUCAAGGAAAUCAACAACAACAAUUUCAACAGCAACAACAACAACAACAACAGUUCCGACAGCAUCAACAACAUAUGCGACAACAGCAACAACAACGAGGUUAUCCACAGCAAUAUCAAUUUUAG